AUGGAUACUGGCGAAUCUGAGGAUGAGGAUUAUUCAAGUUCGUCGAGUUAUGAGCCCUCAAAUUUGGGAUCAGAAGAGGAUACUGAUGGUGAAGGGGAAGAAGAAGUGAAUAUUCAGGCUGAAGAAGGGGAAGAAGAAGUGAAUAUUCAGGCUGAAGCCCAUUCGCCGCCCAGACGCGGCAGAAAAAGAGUACGAAAUGAAAGUUCUUGGAAGAAAAACGUUAGAAAACGUUGUCGAAAUGAAGGUGAGCAGUACGUAUCUUCAAGGGGGCGUGAGGUACCAGCAAAAAGCUUUCAGAAUAUCAACUGUGGAUGUAAGAAAAUGUGUAAUAAUCGUGUAAAUGAAAAUGAGAGAAAAAUAAUGCAUGACUCGUUCUGGAAAUUGGGAGAUUUUUCAAAACAAAAUACAUUCAUACAUGGGCUUAUAAAAUCUGAAAGUAUUAAACAGAAGCGUCCUCGGGAUAAUUCCAAAAGCCCUAAAUCUGUAACAUACCAAUAUAGUCUUAAAAUUAACAACAUUAAUAUACCAAUAUGUAAAAAAUUUUUUUUGCAAACAUUUGAGAUUAGUGAUGGUAGACUUUACAGAAUUCUUGCAAAGAAAAAAGUAUCUGAUAUUACUGAUGGUCGCGGUAAAAAAAUCCCUGCCAAUAAGAUAAAUGACUUAGAUGUUAUAGAGCAUAUUAAAUCAUUUCCAGCUUAUCAAAGUCAUUAUAGUCGAAAAGACAAUCCCAAUAGAAAAUAUUUAAAUCCAAACUUGUCAAUUCAUAAGAUGUACGAAAUGUAUGUUGAAAAAUGUACAAAUGAAAAUAAAAUGCCAGUUAAAGAAAAAUUUUACUAUAAAGUUUUCUCUACUAAAUUUAAUUUGCACUUCAAGCCCCCUAUAAAAGAUUCCUGCAGAACAUGCGAUGAACUGCACUUGAAACUUCUUUCCGAAAAUAAUGAAGAAAUUAAAACAGACCUUCAAACCCAAAAAAAUCUUCACAUAGCAAAGGCUAAACAAGCACGAGACUCACUAAACAAGAAUAAGAAUGAAGCAUCUGAUACACUUUAUGUAGCAACGUUUGACCUACAAAAAGCAUUACCAUUCCCACAGUUAAGCACAUCUGUUGCAUACUACAAAAGAAACAUGUAUAUUUACAACUUUGGAGUUCAUUCAUUUAAUUUAUCAAAUGGAUUCAUGUACAUGUGGGAUGAAACGGAGGGGGGUAGAGGAUCCCAGGACAUUGCAAGUUGUCUCGUGAAGCACUUGAUGGAGAACGCACGUGAAUACGACCAUAUAAUUUUAUACUCUGACUCUUGCACAGGACAAAACAGAAAUAUAAAAUUAGCACUCACAUUAUUGAAACUGGUUCAGAAUAAUAACAUGAAUGUAAACACUUUAGAUUUAAAAUUUUUAGUUUCUGGACACUCAUUUUUACCCAACGAUGCUGAUUUUGGGGUAGUAGAAAAAGCCAGCAGAAAACACUCACAAAUACAUGGCCCAGAAGAUUGGAUAGAUAUUGUAAAGGGGGCAAAACGUACAAGGCCCUUCCAAGUAUUUCAAAUGAAAAGAACUGAAUUUUUGUCGACAAAGAGUCUUGAAGAUUCCAUAAAAAACCGCAAAAAAAAUGUGGGAGGAGAGACUUAUAGCUGGCUCAAAAUCAGGUGGUUCAGAUUUGAACGUGAUUCACCAUUUAAAUUUAAGUAUAAGGAAACUCUCAACGAAAUGAUAGAUUUUAAUGAAGUUUCCUUAGCAAAAGCAGGAAAAGGAAAACAGCCUGUUUCACUACCAGAAAAUCAGGAUGUUUUAUAUCCCCAAAGGCGUAUUGUUACACAACAAAAAAAGCGCGAUAUGCUGGACCUAUUACCAUUCAUCCCCCCCAUUCGUCAUGCUUAUUUUAAAAAUCUUCCAACAGAAAUUAGGACUCGUCAGGCACAAACAGCAAGGCAUGAAACCUCCUCAGAUGAAGAUGAAUGGGUUUUUGAUUAA
Messenger RNA from Ceutorhynchus assimilis (cabbage seed weevil), 1968 nucleotides. Lineage: Eukaryota; Metazoa; Arthropoda; Insecta; Coleoptera; Curculionidae. The record is from the annotation of a GenBank genome assembly.